GCUACACCUCUUCCUACUGUUCUGCCUCAAUCACUGUCUGUGGAAAAGGGCUAUUACUUACUGCAAACGGAGGAUUCAGAACCCAGAAGAAAAGGAGGGAAAGAAAGCGAGAAAGAAAGUGUGUGUAAGAGAAAGAAGAACUAAAGCAACAACUGGACAAGAGGAACAAACUGACCGCCUUCCCUGUUUUAAAAGAAGGAAAGGAAAACGGAAGGCACUGGAGUAUUUGUUUUUUUCUUUCGUUUUAUUUUUUUCUUUUUUCUCAUCGUUGUGCUGGGAGGCACAUCAUCUUUUCAUUUGUUUGCUCUCUCCAUCAUUUGCCUCUUGAUCUAUUUCUCCAUCUAUAUGGUGUAUAAUUUUGUCUAUUAAUGACAAGACAGGAGAGAAGAGAGAGAAGGGGCAAGUUUUUUUUACUCUUUCCGUCCUUUGCCUAUUACCCCUUCAUUUCUUCACCUCUCCUCCAAUCCUUCCCUCCUCCUCCUCCUUCCUCCCAUCCAUCCGUUCCUCCCACUCCCAUCAAGUGUGAUGCUCUCUGAAUGAAAGUUUAUUGGAAUUUCGAAAGAGAUGCAAAAACCAUCUCCACACCUCCUUAUGAGUUUUUAAUUAUUCCUUUUCUUUCUCUCUUUUUUUAAGCAGUUCUUUUAGUCCUCCACCAUCUAUCCUUAUGCAUCACUCUUUUUUCCCUGGAUGCUUUAAUAUUCCUCUAGUGUUACGAAAAGGAUCCAACAAAAGACGUGACUGGAUAUCUGAACCAGUGAUGUUUUGAAAACAUCCAAGUACAUCACCUGUCCUUGAUUGUUUGUCCUCUCGCUGCUGGACUCUAUCAAGCAAUUUUGUGGACAUGUUUGCAGAUGAAUAUGAACUUUUAAGCUUAACUAGAAACACACUUUAUCAUCAUCUUUUUGCCAACUUCUUAUGAUUUAUUACUUUUCGUAGCUGAUGUAGGCCCGACAGUUGUCCUGAUCCAUUUUAAAUUUGACAUUUUCUGAUUUGUAAGUUUCUUUGAGUGACUAAAUAACAAUCCCACAUUUCAAACAUUUAAAAUCUCAUUUGUCGUUUUGUUUUAUUUUUUCAAUUGUAAACCAGGAUUUUUUCUUAUUAGUUUUGAUAUAAAAUUCCCUCUGCUGCAUCAUCCAGUCUGGAUUUACAGUAGGGACUAAAACUUUCGACUACCAUCUUUAUCUGACAGUCAUCUGUCUCGUCAGCCUUUCUUCUUACUACCAAUUCCUCAUCUAUUUCAACGGUCAGUCACUCCUUCAUCCAGGGCUAUGAGAGGAAGAGAUAAAACCAAGCUCACAUCAUCAUGCUGGAGUUGAGGAGAGAAAAUGGGAGUUGGGCUGGCAAUGUUCAAGGGACUGUAUCUUCACUCCUCCGCCAUGCUUGUCAGCCUCUACGUCUCCUCUUUCCCCUCCGAUCGCCGGAUCCUGUCUUUUGUCUCCCUUACUUCCUCCAAACCACCCCUUUCCUUCUCACUCCUGCUCCUUUCUCUCCUCUUCUUACCUACCUGCGAGUCUCGCCGUGGAGGCGGGAUUGGGACACCAGUCGGGGGCAUGAGCGGCGGCGACCGUGGCGUAUCAAUAAUCAGCCCUCCUCAUUAUCCUCCACCCGGAGUCAGUCCAGUGGCUCCUCCGUUGCCACCAAAGUUUGCUCAAGGCCUUAGCAUUGCGGUGAUCCUUGUGGGAAACUCAAGCGAGGUCUCUCUCUCUGAAGGUGUGGAAAAAGAGGACUUUCUACAUGUCCCUCUCCCUCCUAAAGUAGAACUGGUCACAAUGAACGAAACGGACCCCAAGAGCAUCAUAAACCGCAUCUGUGCUCUAAUGUCACGGAACUGGCUCCAGGGUGUGGUGUUUGGGGACGAUACCGAUCAAGAGGCCAUCGCCCAGAUAUUGGACUUCAUCUCGGCCCAGACGCACAUCCCGAUUCUGGGUAUCCGUGGAGGCUCUUCCAUGAUUAUGGCCGCCAAGGAUGACCAUUCCAUGUUCUUCCAGUUUGGUCCCUCUAUAGAGCAGCAAGCCUCUGUUAUGCUUAACAUCAUGGAGGAAUAUGAUUGGUACAUAUUCUCCAUCGUCACCACCUACUACCCUGGAUACCAGGACUUUGUCAAUCGGAUCCGGAGUACCGUCGAGAACAGUUUUGUCGGCUGGGAGCUGGAAGAGGUGUUGCUGCUGGACAUGUCGGUGGAUGACGGCGACUCAAAGAUCCAGAACCAGAUGAAAAAGCUUCAAAGUCCUGUUAUACUCCUGUACUGCACUAAAGAAGAAGCCACAACAAUUUUUGAAGUGGCACAUUCUGUGGGUCUCACAGGUUACGGGUACACCUGGAUCGUACCUUCGCUGGUAACAGGGGAUGCAGAUAAUAUACCCAGCGUCUUUCCAACAGGUUUGAUCUCUGUGUCCUACGAUGAGUGGGACUACGGUCUGGAGGCUCGAGUGCGUGAUGCUGUAGCCAUAAUUGCCAUGGCAACCUCUACAAUGAUGCUUGAUCGGGGUCCUCACACGCUGCUUAAGUCUGGAUGCCACGGUACACCUGACAAGAAAGGCAGCAAGUCGGGAAACCCCAACGAGGUGCUGAGGUAUCUCAUGAAUGUGACGUUUGAAGGGCGUAACCUCUCCUUCAGUGAAGAUGGUUUUCAGAUGCACCCGAAGUUGGUCAUUAUUCUGUUAGAUAAGGAGAGGCAAUAUGACCGGGUAGGGAAAUGGGAGAACGGCUCUCUAAGUAUGAAGUACCACGUGUGGCCUCGGUUUGAGCUCUACUCGGACGCAGAAGAACGUGAGGAUGACCACCUGUCCAUUGUUACGCUGGAGGAGGCUCCGUUUGUUAUUGUGGAGGAUGUUGACCCUCUCAGUGGCACCUGCAUGAGGAAUACAGUACCCUGUAGAAAGCAGCUUAAACUCCAAAAUCAGACUGGAGAUUCAGGGAUCUAUAUUAAACGCUGUUGCAAGGGCUUCUGUAUAGACAUCCUCAAAAAGAUCGCCAAGUCUGUCAAAUUCACCUAUGAUCUCUACCUGGUGACCAAUGGGAAGCAUGGCAAGAAGAUCAAUGGGACAUGGAAUGGAAUGGUUGGUGAGGUGGUGCUUAAGAAUGCCCACAUGGCGGUUGGGUCCCUGACCAUAAAUGAAGAGAGAUCAGAGGUCAUUGACUUCUCCGUGCCCUUCAUAGAGACAGGAAUUAGUGUCAUGGUCUCUCGUAGCAAUGGCACGGUGUCCCCUUCUGCCUUUUUAGAGCCCUUCAGCGCUGAUGUCUGGGUAAUGAUGUUCGUUAUGCUGUUGAUAGUUUCAGCCGUAGCAGUCUUCAUCUUUGAAUACUUCAGUCCUGUUGGCUAUAAUCGCUGCUUGGCGGACGGGCGAGAGCCUGGUGGUCCAUCCUUCACUAUCGGAAAAGCUAUUUGGCUACUUUGGGGUUUGGUCUUCAAUAACUCUGUGCCCGUGCAGAACCCCAAAGGCACCACGAGUAAGAUCAUGGUAUCGGUGUGGGCCUUCUUUGCUGUAAUAUUCCUGGCCAGCUACACAGCCAACCUGGCUGCAUUUAUGAUCCAAGAAGAGUAUGUGGACCAAGUGACUGGCCUGAGUGACAAAAAGUUUCAACAUCCGAAUGACUACACCCCUCCUUUCCGUUUUGGCACCGUGCCGAACGGAAGUACGGAGAGAAACAUUAGGAACAACUACAAAGAGAUGCACGCCUAUAUGACCAGCUUCCACCAGAAAAAUGUGAACGAUGCCCUUCAAAGCCUGAAGACUGGUAAACUGGAUGCAUUUAUCUAUGAUGCAGCAGUCUUGAACUACAUGGCUGGCCGUGAUGAGGGCUGUAAACUGGUGACCAUUGGUAGCGGAUACAUCUUUGCCACCACAGGGUAUGGCAUUGCCAUUCAGAAAGACUCGGGGUGGAAAAGGGCAGUGGACCUUGCCAUUUUACAGCUCUUUGGAGAUGGUGAAAUGGAGGAACUGGAAGCCCUGUGGCUGACUGGCAUCUGCCACAAUGAGAAAAAUGAGGUGAUGAGCAGUCAGUUGGACGUAGACAACAUGGCAGGUGUAUUCUACAUGCUGGGGGCUGCUAUGGCCCUGUCCCUCAUCACAUUCAUUGCAGAGCAUCUGUUCUACUGGCAACUGAGAUUCUGCUUCAUGGGUGUGUGCACCGGCAAGCCCGGCAUCACCUUCUCCAUCAGCAGGGGCAUCUACAGUUGCAUCCAUGGUGUUCAAAUCGAAGAGAACAAAUCGGCACUUAAUUCACCAUCAGCCACUAUGAACAUGAAUAUGAACAACACGCACUCCAACAUUCUCCGCCUGUUGCGUACUGCCAAGAACAUGACCUCUGUGCCUGGGGUCAACGGUUCACCCCACAGCGCAUUGGACUAUAGCCAUCGUGAGUCCGCCGUUUAUGACAUCAGUGAACACCGGCGUAGCCUAGCAGGCCACUCUGACUGCAAGCCUCCACCACCUUACCUGCCAGAGGACAACAUGUUCAGCGACUAUGUAAGCGAGGUGGAGAGGACUUUUGGGAAUUUGCACCUGAAGGACAGCAACCUGUACCAGGAUCAUUACCUACAUCACCAUGGGGGCACGGGAUCCGAACUGGCUCUUGGUAUGUCGGGUCCCCUGCCUAACCGACCACGUAGUUUAGGAAGUGCCAGUUCAUUGGAGGGUGGGUACGAUUGUGACAGCUUAGGGGGAGGGGUAGCGCCCAUCUUCACCACCCAGCCACGCCAGUCGCUGACACACCGGAACAGGGAAAAGUUUGACCUGAUUGCAGGUCACCCAACCCAGUCAAGCUUCAAGUCCGGCCUGCCAGAUCUGUACGGGAAGUUCUCCUUCAAGGGUGGGGCAUCCAGUUCAGGGUUUAUUCCAGGACAUGACAGGUACUGCGGGGGAGGUGGGGUGGGAUCGGGAGGCGAUGAUGGAAACAUACGUUCUGAUGUGUCCGAUAUUUCGACUCACACCGUAACCUACGGGAACCUUGAAGGGCACGGCAAACGGCGCAAACAGUACAGGGACAGCCUGAAAAAGAGACCUGCUUCGGCCAAGUCUCGGCGUGAGCAGGAUGAGAUUGAGCUUGGCUUCAGAAGACGCCCCCACCACACUAUCCAUCAUCAUCAUCACCACCACCAUCCAGCGACACAAGCACAUCGCUCAGCCACACCGCCUGUGGAGCGCAAGAGUCAGAGAAGUGGUAACUGCACCCCUUAUUUAUUCAGAGACAAAGAGAAUUUGAGGGACUUCUAUGUGGACCAGUUUCGAGCCAAGGAAGGGGCAUCCCCAUGGGAGCACUUGGAUUUAGGUGAUGUUCCAGGAAUAGGAGGGGGUGGUUGCGGUGGAGUAGUUAGUGGUGGUGGUGGUGGUGGUGGGGGAGCGUGCACUAGCUUGGUUCCCAUGGAAGAUUUCCUAAAAGGUAAAUCCAAAAAGACAGAGUGUAAGGGUGGAAUGGGAGGAGGAUCACCUGGGCAACAGGGCCAUGCAUGCUGGGAAAAGGGCAUUGGAGGGGUCGGCGGGUUAGCUGGAGGGGAUUGGGAAUGUCGGAAUUGCCACAGCGGAGGGGUUGGGGGUGGAGGAAGCAAGCCAGUUUGCAUGCAUGGGGGAGGUGGGGGUGGGGGUUACCCAACUGCUGGGGUACCAAGCGGAGGAGGUGGAGGGAGUGGGCAAAUCUCAAGCCGUCCUAGUUCAGCCUCCUGCAAGCGAUGCGAUUCGUGCAAGAAACCAGGCAACUUGUAUGACAUCAGUGAGGACAACCACCUCCUCUUGGAUCAAAUUGGGGGCCAGCGCCCUCUGGAGAGCGGAAAGGGAGGGGGAGGCACAGGGGCCCAAACCCAGGUACAGAGGCGGAAAUUUGGCCCAGGUGGUAAGGUUUUGCGCAGGCAGCAUUCUUAUGAUACAUUUGUAGAGCUGCAGAAGGAAGGGGCAAGCAGAAUGGGUGGGUUUGGAGGUGGUGGUGGUGCAUCAAUGCUUCCUCCACCCCGAAGUGUGAGCCUAAAAGACAAAGACCGGUACAUGGAGGGCACGAGCCCCUACGCCCAGAUGUUUGAGCAGUACGCGGGAGGGGAUCAGGAGACGAGCUAUUUUGGUGCGGGGGACAGAGGAAAGGGUGGGGGUUCAUCAUUUAGCUUAUUCCGUGGGGGUGAAGGUGGGUUGCAUCGUCGCUCCGUGGGUGAGAGAGACAUGAGGGACAGGGAUAGAGGCAUGAUGGGAGGAGGUGUGGGCGGUACCCGAGGGGUCGGGACUUACUCCUUGUCUAAAUCUCUCUACCCAGAUAAGGUGAACCAGAACCCAUUCAUCCCAACCUUCGGCGACGACCAGUGUCUAUUACACGGCGCCAAAUCAUACUACAUCAAAAAGCAGCAGGCACAGCAGCAACAGACGCCACAACAGCAGCAGCAGCAGCUCCUCAACAACAGUCGGGCUGACUUCCGCGGCUCCAUGGGGGUGACUUCCUAUUUGCCUGCCUCUGCCACUUCUGGGGUGUUGUCCAAUGUGGCCCCUCGGUUCCCCAAAGAGCUAUGUCUGGGCGGGCCUCUUGGCAACCACCACGGUGGAGGACCUAGCAACAACAAGCUGCUGUCAGCAAGGGAUGGGUUAGGAAUGGGACAAGGACAGAGACCGUUUAACGGCUCAAGCAACGGACAUGUUUAUGAGAAGCUUUCCAGUAUAGAGUCUGAUGUCUGAAGAGAGGAGAUAUAUAUGUACGAAAGAACGGACAUGUGAACAAGAGAGAAACAUGAAAAGGCAGUGUGUAAUUAGUACCUUCAUGCUUGAAAAGGAAGAGGAAACUGUGUUUAAGGAACUGACUCAUGCUUUAAUUAAGUGGAUGAUGCGCUGUCAAGCAUGCGUAUGUAUAUAGAGAGAGGGGACCUGCCCACUGUUGAAAAGUUGAGAUUAGGGGAAAAACCUGUUGAUUCCUCUUUUAUUCUCCUUUUUUUUUGUAAAUCCCACCACGUCCCUGCUCCUGUCAUUAAAACAGUGGCCAAUGCACAGAUUGCAGAUGGGACAACUGUGUACAAUCCUUUGUACAAUCGUGGAUGGAAAUCAAUUACCGUUUUAAACAACAGGGUAAAACUUACAAUAAUUGUAUUGAUAAUGUUCUUGAUAAUAAUAUUAUUAUAUAUUAUUACACUGUUUAUGAUGUUCCAUUUGGGCUUGGUUUAUGGGUGUUUUAUGCUGUUGCAUAUUUGUACUGUAGUUUAAGUUAUUAGUUAACAAACCACUUUGCAGGAGGCUUAUUUGAUUUGUUUAUUGAGCUUAUUUGAUUGUCAGUUGAGUUGUAGACAAACCAUAAGGUUCUUUAUUAUUGAUUAUUCAAGUUUAUUUUACCAGUAUGGAGUGCUGUAAAAUGUGUGAAAAAGGCAUGAUUUGCAAAGUACUUCAGCUGUACUUAAGGAAAUGUAUUAUUGUAUUCUUAUUUUAUACUUUUUUUUUUUUUCGUUUGUCAGAACAAUAUUGGUUUAAUACACAGCACGUUAUGUGCCUUACCAAGACUUACAGUAUACCAGAUUUACAGGUCAUAUUGCCAUGGUAACUUUCUGGUCACUGCACACAGAUUUGUCAUAGGGUGAAUCAUAUUAUUCACGAUCUGUCCUUUUAAUGACAUAAGCACUGAUAAGGAAUAUCCAGCAUUAAAUAGACACGCACUUGCCUGAAUGCAUUCAUAGCGUACUGUAGUAUUAAUACAAAACUACGAUUAAAAGAAAAUAAUGAUCAAUCAAACAUGUUUUAAGGUUUUGCACAACAUAACAGUACACUUUUAAUACUCAAAGUUAUGCUCAUAUUAUGACAACCAAAAUCCGUUGAUUCAUUUUUUGUCCCCCAUCUCUCCAAAGAAUUCUUUGAUCAAUCGGCAAAAUAAAACCAGGGUUGUGAUUUGUUUCUGAACGCAGUUAGCAUACGCGCAUCUGUACUUUCCUUAGGCUGAUAUCAGUCAGCAGGUUGUGCAAUGUAUGACGAAAUCAUUUUAUUUCAAUAUUUGAUGUAAAUAUUCAAUUGUUUUCGAUCUAUACAUUAAAUAGACAGAAAGGAUGUAACUUUUCAGGUCUACGUUUUACCACAUAGGCCUAGGUUAGAUGCUAUUUUAAAAAUUAGUCUGUAAUUUUGCUGGAAUUAAAAUGAUCCGUAAAAUGUUUCAAUACCCACUUGAAGGAAGUUGAGGUAUUUCUCAGGAAUUUUGGUGGGGCAAAACAAACAUAUCAUUUAACUAAAUCGCCCGAAUCAAUAAACCAAUAAACUCAUUUAAUUGGACAACCGAGGGUUGCAAAUAUUUUCCAAAUUGUUUCCACUAAUGGCAGGGCUGUCUAAAGAAAGGAUCUCUCUUUGAACGUUUGGCCCACAGCUUAGAGAAAAUCCUUUACUUGAAGUUUGUUGUGUUUAUUGCAGAUUUCUUUUCUACGUUUUCUUCGUGAAUGAACUGUUAGCCAAACAGGUUUCCACUUUAAGCACAAUAUUUAUAAUAUUUGGUUUUUAAUUGAUGUAUCGCUAUCGAUUUGUGAACUUCUACCUUAACUUUUUGCCACAUUCUUUUACGACUCUGUCGUCUUUGUGUGAAAGUUUGUGUUUGAAGAGCCUGCAUGUAUUUUACUUAUUUAUGACCAUAUUUUUAGCGUUUCAUACUUUUACGUCAAUUUAGAGAAGAUGCCUGCUCGUUGUUGGUGCAAUAUGUUCAUGUGCAUCAUACAGGGUCAGGGUGAUACAGUAGCUGUGAUUCUAAUUAAAUGACGAGAUGUUUGAAAUACAAGGCAACACCUUUAUGUUUAACUUUUGCAAACCCCAAAUUUGGGGAGUUACAGGAAUAUUGACAUUAUCAGUUUUAAAUAACCAUGUAUUUUCAGUUGAUCUCACAAAUCUUUAUUUGCAUGGUACCAUGUUUUUGUAAAAUACCUUUGAAUUUUUUUCUUUUAAAGAUUUAAGAACAGACCAUUGCAUUUCAUAUACUGUCCAUCUCUGUACAGGAGAAUCAGGCAGAGUUUAAAAACAUGGUCAAAAUAUGUACCCCAGCUGUUACACUUUCUGAGUUCAUAAUAAUAAUAAUACAUAAAUUAGAACCAAAUAUAUACGUUGGUAUAUCUAGGAUAAAAGGUACUGCCUCGGUGACGGCUGGGGUUCAUAUUUUGACCAUUUUUUCUAACAGUGUAAUACUACAGAGUUAUUGUAUGUGUGUGAGUAUCAAAGACGAUUGCCUUUGCUCUUCCUUAAACGCUUUCCAGUUUUCUAUUCCAUUUAAUUUGGAUUCACACUUUAAAGAUGUGGCCUUGUGAUAGCACCCUAACAUUAUCUGAUGAACAAUGUGAAGCAACAUUUGCAGCGGAAGAUACAAGAGGCAGAUAAAGAUGGGCACAAGAAAGGAGGGAACUAUAGUAGCCAAUGUACUGUCUGUUAUUUUAAUGUUUUGAUUCUUAUUCAUUCUCGUUUUCGCAAAUCUUUUUCUUAAUGAAUGGUAGGAUAAGACUGGAGUAUUUUGACUGUUUUAUUUGCUUGUCAUUUAGGCCCUCAUGUACCCUUCCCAGUAUGAUGUGUCAAAUUUGAUUGUACGUGUAUCUGAAUUCAUAUGCUUGAUUACCUCUGGUGCGAGCUGGCAUGUGUGCGCAGGUGUUUGUGUGCGUGUGCACAUUUGUCCUUUUUUCUGUGUGUGUGUGUGAAAAGGAAACAGAGCACAGUGCAAUGUUUAUCUAUUGUUAUGUUAUGUCUGCUGUAAAUAAUUAUGUCCCCCUUUCCACAGCCUUUUAAUAUAUGGUGACAAAUAUUUAAAAUAUUGAAAUUUGAGAUACAUUUUUGUCUGGAAGAUUUUUUAUAGCCAAAUGGGGAAAACGUUAUUAAUCCAGUGCACCAGGAACACAGUGCCAUUCUGAUCUGAGAAUCAGAAUUUAAGACAAAAUUGACAUCUUUGUCGUCUUUAAUUCUGUCUUUCUUGUAAUCUGUGGUUUUAACCACUUAUUUUAAAUGUUACUUACGGUUCGCAAUUGUACAGAUUCUGUAAAUAUGACAAAAUCAUUUUCUUUUUUUUCUGUUUUUGUAUAGAGAGAGAUUACAUGUGUUAAGACUACAAUAAUUUAAUGAGACAUUUCACAAUACUUAAGCUAUUGAGAAUACAGACACAGUGUGAAAAUAAGUGCUAAGAUAUAUUCUUCUGUCUCUUUGUACAAAACAGUGUUGACUAAUAACAAAAUAAAAGGGAGAGAUCUCAA
Messenger RNA from Paramisgurnus dabryanus, 10156 nucleotides. Lineage: Eukaryota; Metazoa; Chordata; Actinopteri; Cypriniformes; Cobitidae. The record is from RefSeq and is a predicted model, not a curated record.